Melopsittacus undulatus (budgerigar) is the source of this 8479-nucleotide messenger RNA. It is a transcript of the gene JMY, whose product is annotated as junction mediating and regulatory protein, p53 cofactor. Gene Ontology annotation, molecular function: actin binding; transcription coactivator activity; Arp2/3 complex binding. NCBI's taxonomy places the organism in Eukaryota, Metazoa, Chordata, Aves, Psittaciformes, Psittaculidae. Bases 304 to 3072 code for a protein of 922 amino acids. Gene Ontology annotation, biological process: Arp2/3 complex-mediated actin nucleation; 'de novo' actin filament nucleation; positive regulation of apoptotic process. Gene Ontology annotation, cellular component: cytoplasm; nucleus. The transcript is spliced from 11 exons. The record is from RefSeq and is a predicted model, not a curated record.
CGUGCGAAGUACCUGCGCGGGGGCAUCGGGCAUUGUCCGUCGUGGCUGCAGGCUGAGGAGUAGGGUCGGCCGUGGCACUCUUCUGCGGCGGGCUCAUUGCUGACAGAAGGCGAUUCCUCUGUGCCCUGCCUCCCUCGCCGCGCCGGCGGGGAUCCAGCGCAUCCCCCGCCUCGGCGCUUUUCCCGUUUCCCCGCCGCAAAGAUGGCUGAUGGUGGGCGGUGAGGUGGCGAGCGGGGCUGCGGGACGGCUGACGGGACGGUCGCGGGGAGGGUGGGGGGCGCGUGCGGGAAACCGUGCAGCGCCAUGUCUGCCUUUGCCCUGGAGGAAACGCUGGAGGCCGACUGGGUGGCUGUGAGGCCUCACGCCUUCCAGGAGCGGGAGAAGCACAAGUUCGUCUUCAUCGUGGCCUGGAACGAGAUCGAGGGCAAGUUCGCCAUCACCUGCCACAACCGCACGGCGCAGCGCCAGCGUAGCGGCUCCCGAGAGCUCCGGCGCGGCGGCCCCGCAGGCCCCGAGCCCAGAGCCUCCUCGAAGGCCGGCAGCCCCGCGGUGCGCAGGGACAGCGGCCUGUCGCGGGGCUCCUCUCAUCUCCGCGCCGAGCAGGGGCUGCGAGGGGCGGCGGCCGAGGCGCUGCCUAGGAGCCCGCUGCGCACCAAAAGCAGCCUGGCCCGGAGGCCGCAGCGGGGCCCGGAGGCGGCAGGUACUGCCGAAGAGAUAGAAGUGCUAGAGCUGGGGAAGGAGGAGGCGGUUACAGCGCUGUCGUUGCCGCCCUCGCCGCUCCAGGCAGCAGAGCCGGGCGGUCCCGACGCGGAGACCACCGGGGAGGAGUGCAGCUGGGCCGGCCUCUUCUCCUUUCAAGACUUAAGGGCUGUACACCAGCAGCUGUGCUCGGUGAACUCGGAGCUGGAGCCCUACCUGCCUGCCUUCCCCGAGGAGCCCUCGGGCAUGUGGACGGUGCUGUUCGGAACCCCGGAGCUAUCCGAGCAGGAUAUGGACGCUCUCUGUUACAAACUGCAAGUUUACUUGGUCCACAGUUUGGAUACCUGCGGUUGGAAGAUCCUCUCGCAGGUGCUCUUCACCGAGACUGACGAUCCCGAAGAGUAUUAUGAGAGUCUGAGUGAGCUGCGACAGAAGGGGUACGAGGAGGUGCUACAGCGGGCUCGCAGGCGAAUCCAGGAGCUUCUGGAAAGACAUAAGAACACUGAAAGCAUGGUAGAGCUGCUUGAACUGUAUCAAAUGGAAGAUGAAGCCUACGGUAAUCUUGCAGAAGCUACCACAGAGCUUUACCAGUACUUACUACAGCCAUUCCGAGAUAUGAGGGAACUUGCAAUGCUUAGAAGACAGCAGAUAAAGAUCUCGAUAGAGAAUGACUACCUAGGACCUAGAAGAAUUGAGAGUCUGCAGAAAGAAGAUGCUGACUGGCAAAGAAAAGCUCACAUGGCUGUGCUUUCUAUUCAAGAUCUUACAGUUAAAUACUUUGAAAUAACGGCUAAAACACAGAAAGCUGUGUAUGAUCGAAUGCGAGCAGACCAGAAGAAGUUUGGUAAAGCAGCAUGGGCAGCAGCAGUGGAACGUAUGGAAAAACUUCAGUAUGCAGUUUCUAAGGAGACUUUGCAGUUGAUGCGUGCAAAAGAAAUCUGUUUGGAGCAGAAGAAGCAUGCGCUGAAAGAGGAGAUGCAGAGCCUGAAAGGUGGUACAGAAGCCAUAGCCCAUUUGGAUCAGUUAGAAGCUGACUAUUACGAUCUACAGCUUCAACUGUAUGAAGUGCAGUUUGAGAUCUUGAAAUGUGAAGAGCUGCUGUUGACAGCACAACUUGAAAGCAUCAGAAGACUGAUGUCAGAGAAGAGAGAUGAAGUGGUAUAUUAUGACACUUUCGAAAGUAUGGAAGCCAUGCUUGAAAAAGAGGAUACGGCAACAUCUAUAUACUUGCAAAAAGAAGAGCUGCAAAAGUUACAACAAAAAAUUCGCCAGCUGGAAGCAAGGCGUGGACGUAUUUCAGCUAAGAAAGCCUACCUCAGAAACAAGAAGGAGAUCUGUAUCGCAAAGCAUAAUGAAAAGAUCCAGCAGCGUCACCAGAGUGAGGAAGAAUACAAAAUGCACCAUACUGUUCAGCUAAAGCGAGAUCAGUUACAAGAUGAAGAGGAAAGAAAGAGCUCCUGGGUUAGUCAGGAACGACAGAAAACACUGGACAGACUUCGCACGUUUAAACAGCGGUACCCUGGGCAAGUAAUACUUAAAUCAACCAGACUCCGGCUAGCUCAUGCAAGAAGAAAAUGUGCGGCCAGCUCAGCAUCCUGCGUUGAUCAGCCUCAAUCUUUGCCAGUAGCCAUACAAAUCAAAGAGAAAAGUGAAGAGGUGGAAUCAGAAAAUGCAGUUCGGCCAUUGCAAGUGCAGGAAUUCACAAGCUUAGAACAACUUCGAGAUACUCCAUUACUUCCUGAUGGUCUUAACUCUGAACUGCCUCCUGUUAGUAUUUCUCCACUCACCAGUAAUGAGGUUGAACCAGAGAUUGUUACUGUAGUACCAAUUCCACCCCCUUUGCCUCCACCACCACCUCCACCUCCACCUUUGCCCUCCAAGGAAGAUGCUACAGCAAAACCCUUAGAGAAAAGUGACAACUUUGUUAAAUGUCAGAGUGAGGAGAAGGGAGUCCAGCACUCUUCUGGUGUCCCACCAGCAUAUCUGUUUGACAGCAGUCAGCUAGUCAGUGCCAAGAAGAAGCUUAAGAAGACUGGUGAUCUAGAAGGUUUACAGAGGAGAAGAGUGAGUUCCCCGAUGGAUGAAGUGCUGGCUUCCUUGAAACGUGGCAGCUUUCACUUAAGAAAGGUUGAGCAAAGAAGUCUCCCACCUUUUCCUGAUGAAGAUGAUAGCAAUAACAUCUUGGCACAGAUAAGGAAAGGGGUGAAACUGAAGAAAGUGCAGAAAGAUGUUUUGAGAGAGUCCUUUACAAUUCUGCCUGAUACUGACCCCCUGACAAGGAGCAUCCAUGAAGCAUUGCGACGGAUUAAGGAAGCAUCACCUGAAUCCGAGGAUGAAGAGGAGAGUUUGCCUUGCACAGACUGGGAAAAUUAACCUGUGAUUCACAGCUACUGACCUGAGAGGAGAAACCCCCAUUGAAGAUUACUUUUCCUCAUCGUUUUUGAAAAUUCACAGCCAGCAGUUAUGGCUGUCAAUUCCACAGGAGGCAUUCUUUGGCAAACAAUUCAGUAUAUGGAAAAAAUAGCCUGAAAUGUUAAUUUUUGAGUCACUACUUUUUGUUUGUUUGGUUGGGUUGUUUUUUUUGUUUGUUUGUUUGUUUGUUUUGUUUUUUGGUUGUGUUUGGGGGUUUUUAAUUCAAAAAAUUCUGGUUUGGACAGAAAGCUGUUUAGAUGUGUAUUUUAUAGGAUCGAGAAUGCCCAAUUCUUAAGCACAUUUUAUAUUUACGUAAGUAAUGUGUAGCCAGUUAAGUGGGGGGAGCAUAUUGAGUAUAUAUGAGAACAUACUCAAGAAUACUUGCUGUUAGAGUAACUUCGGGAUUCAGCCAAGACAUCAAACUAGCUAUAAAAUGUUCCCUUCAUCUGCCUUGAAAUCCAGCUAAAUAUCUCCUUGCAGAGAAGGUGUAGCAGUGUGAUGUUCCAGAAAGAGCAGAAUUCCUAGUUGCACUACAGUAGCUGAAAUUCAGUAACACACAACUUAAAACUUUUUUUCUUCUUCAUUUUCGAAGUCAGUGUGAAAAGUAACAAAUGACACAGCACAAUAUGGAGUAAGAGUUGAAUUCAGUACAUAUUCAAGCGUGUGUUUAUUUCCAACAUGGUACAUUUAGCAAGACAUUGCAGCACCUUUUUAGAAGUUCAUUUGUGAUCUGACACCUUUUUAAAGUACAUCUUCUUGCUUUUUUUUAAUAAUAAUAUUUAGUUAUGCUGAACCAAGGUAGUUAUAUUAUUUGUUAUAAGAAGCAGUAUUUUGUAAUUUCAUACUUAAAAUUAUUUUUCUUUUUUGAUUUAAAAUGGGUUUUGAUUAGUCUAAGCAGCCUUCUUUAAAAAAGAUCAAAGCGUUUAAACAUACUGAUGAUUCACUUGUGAAAAUCAUGCUUCUCUUGCUAUUUUCAUUAUUCCCUUUAGUAGCUUCAGAAAUGUUUGCAUUCCAUACCCAAAGGCUGAUGGGCUGAAAAAAAAAAAGUUCCCUUUUUUCUUUUUUUUUUAACAAGAAUUACAACUUUCUCUGUGGUGAAUGCUUAGAAGUAUUCCUAAACUUCAUGACUAAUGGCUGCAGGCAGCUAUUCUUACACUACCACAGUACUAAGAGGUAGGUCAGUACAGAGAUACAAAUAACCCUGUACCAUCUAUAAACUCCAUGUGAUGGUCAGUCCAUUACAAUUUUAAGAAAACUGAAUUUUCUGUAGCAUUUUAUUUUUACUACCAUGACAUAUGCUGUGUUUGAGAAAUACACAGUACCUAUCCUUCGUGUAGUGUGGUCCAUUCACUGUUCUUGUGACAGACACACUAUUAUGCAGGUUUGGGGGUUUUUAAGUGGAGUUAUAUAUUGCUGCUGUCAUGUAAUGGAACAUGUACUGUGUUAAUAAUAGAAGAUUUCAUGUCUUGCCAUAUAGUUUAUAUAAAGAGGAAGAGGAGAGCUUACCUUAGCAAUAGGCUAUGUAACCUAAAGGAACCUUAGCUCCUGGACCCCUCAGUUUUUUUGCUGUGGCUGUCCUGAAAUUGAAGCUCUAUCAGAUAUCUUGAAAGGAUGUCACUUUACCCUUGCUCUCACAGGCAUUUACUUAAUGUUGUUGCCUUAUUUAUGAAGUUAAUGAACAUUCAUUUUCAAAGCACCUGUGAGCAGCGUUCUGUAGAAUUGUAUGGAUUUUGCUGUAUUAGUCAUCAGGUCUGUAUUUCUCUGUACUGAGAUCAGCUCUAUGAAGCACAUGAUGCUGGCUUUCCAAGGACCUAAACCUACAUGAUUUGUUUUUCUUAAACUGCUAUGAACCCCGAGUUACAUGGCAUGGUUCCAGGCUGUCUAAUACCCUGUUCGUGCAGCAAUAACAGCACUUUCAAGGUUCAUCAUAAUCAUUUGACAUUGCCUCUACUGCAAGCUGUGGUGUUUCUGCUCAAGUCACACCACCCAUUAAAACCAAGGCGAUAAAUAAUCUUUUGGCUGUAGCAUAAAGCAGAACUAUGAUGCAGAACUGUAAUUCAGAUUAUAUGGGUCAUCUGAAAGUCAGUGCUACAUUAACAGUGUUGAUUGAGCAACUUUAAUGUCUAUCUUUUCCUGUCUUCCAGGCUUCAGUUUCUUUUCUUUAGGCUACACAUAUGAGACACUAGCAAAAUUAUGAGGGGAGGAAAAAUAGUGUCAUUUUAAAGUAUAGGUGCAGUGGUCCUCUUGCACAACAUUUGUGUCUGCAGUUUAACACUGUUGUUAUUUAUGUGAUUAGCUCCAUGCUGUACUGUACCACAAUUUUCAGAUUCAUUUGCCAUGUGAUCUGUCAUCUUUGCCUUGAAAAAUGUGUGCAUGAUUGAAAAGAAUAACUGUCCUUAAUAUGUUUUAUAUUUAGCUGAAAUCUCAGAUUCCUGUAAUAGCUUAGUAUAUAGAGUUCUUAUAAGAACGUGUAUUUUAUACGCACACAAAAGUAGUUGUUAUGCUAAGCAUAGCAGUUUAUAUCAGUUGAAAACUGCCAUCUUCAAUGUGGAAAGUAAAUGUUUUUUUUCCACAUACUGCUAAAAAAACCAAACACCAAACCUGUAUUUUAAUCCUCCAUGAGUCACUAGAUGUCACAAUUUCACAAAAUUCUCCACUUUGAUAGAAAAACUGUGAAUAUUAUCCAUAAAACUUCGCAUCUUCUGUAAUAUCAAAUUUUGUAGUGGAAUGGCUACAGCAGCAAAUGGGGAAAUUUAAGAAUAUUCACAAGAAACUCAUGGAAACUAUUGACAGUCCUGCAUUGCAAUUGGUUCUCCUAUAGUUCAGAAAUGCUGUGUUGGUCCUUGAGAAAUCUUAGAAAGCAUCACUAUCACUACAUUAAAAACACAUAAACUUAUGCAAAGGAAAGAGAGCCUCCAUAAAAAGACUUUUCUGUCUAUUACUGGUAUUUUUCAUUUGUGGCUGGACUUUAUUGUUGUGGCUGCGUUGUUCUGUUGCUAGUCACUUAAGCAGUUUGUCAGUGUUCGGGCUUUUUCCAUUUUUAGAAACUGCUUUCUCUGCUCCAAUUAAAACUGUUCUAUUAUAGUGUAACUGAUCCAGCAAGAUAAAAAAUGUUUAUUGUAUAAAUGCUUAUAUUAGGACUGAAAAAUCUUCUAUGAGUGGGAACAAGAAACAAAGUAUUUCUACUAAAAUAACCAAAAUACAAGGUAAACAGCAAUAGUCUUCGAUCAGAAAUGGAAUCUGCAUCAACAUGAAUUUGAUGCUGUCAUUCACAGAGAUUCCAGAUCCUUUACAAGUGACCAAUAGUCUUAUUUUAUUCACUUUACUAUGUUUUGAUAUAUUAGUUAAGUUACCUAUCUAGGGUAGAUGAAGGCUUGGGGAUUUUUUUUAAAUGUCACUUCUGAGUUUUUGGGGUUUUUUUUGUUUGUUUGUUGUUUUUGGUUUUUUGUUUUUUAAGUCUGAUGUCUGCAUCCUACACCAGACACCUGUAAAACCAAUUAGUAUAAUUAUAUACUGUGUUUUUUGUGGCUGCAUUGGGGAUAGAAUUCAACAUACUUCACGUUAUUUGUAAAGAAUCAUUUUGAGUAUAAGCACUAUAUUCUGUAAUGUUUAAUAUUAAUGACAGGUGCAUUAGUGAAGAUGCAACUUACUGAGGAGACAAACUUUUGUCGGUUAACGUUACCUUUAUUCCAUUUGUUGCACUGAAUUUCAAGAGUGUAAUUUGUAAAUCAAGUUUUUUCACGUGUGUAAUCAGAUUUUUUUCUUUGCAAUGCUUAUGCAAUUAAAUUACCUAGAUAUAUUUCUGGUAAUUAUUCCAUAAGCAUGGACAAUAUGUUAUGUUUAGCACGACAGAAUUCAUGUUAAGAACACGCGAAGCUUCUUGCAGAGAAAAGGAAUAAACAGAAGCACCUUAUUGGGAGAGCGCGUUGCAUGAUAUCAGUGCUACUGGAGCUGACAGGCAGUAGGUCAUCCUCAACUUGACUGCAAAUUGCUCUUUGGUGUAAUAAGCACAUUGAUGUACUGCUAGCAGUGCUGUAAAAAAGUACAGCAAUGGCUAUUUUUAACCUAUAAAUAUACUGUAAUUUAAACUUUUCCUACAGAAUGAAUUUAUAUUUAAUUGCUAAUAUGCCUACUACAUAAGUACGUAAAAUUAGAAUUUUUAGGAGGUUCAAGGGUGGGUGGGCAUGCCAGUAUAUUUUGGGGAGGGGCUGUUGUAUAUACGGUUCUUUGCACUUCCCGUUCAGUUUGACGACUUAAUCCAAAACUCCCAGCUCUGACUGUGGUGAAUCUGCAACCUGACAUUUAUGUAUUUUUAUUGUGAUUCAGGUCGUCUGUAUUCUGUGGCCCACAGCUUCAGAGUUUGACAGAAAAGGUCAUCUUUCCAUUCUCAAAUGUGAAUGCUCUGAUGUACCUCUAAUAUGGAAAAUGACCAGGCAAUGGAUUUUACUCUGCUGAGUCUCCAAUGUUAUUCUAGAGUAUUAUCGAAAGCUGAUACCCAAGGCUGUUAACCAAUAGUGUGUCCACUUGGAACAAGUGAAAAGGAUGAUGGCUGUUUUGGUGAAGACAGUCUAAACUCUGCAGAGAUUUUAUUCCAGAGACUGUCACCUAUUUGAUACUUAGUUUUGCCAUAGACUGGCUUGAUUUUCAGAUUUAGAAACAUAUUUUUUAUUACAAAAUGUUGGGGAUAUUCGCUUAACAUCUCCCAGUGUGUUACUGUGGUUGUUGUAUGUUUUGAAUUUAAUCUUCAGUAUGUACAAAUACAUCAUCAUAAGAUGAAAGCUUAAGAAAUACAGAUGGCUGCAGGUUGUCUUGCAUGAGUGAAGCCAGUGAAGUUUAAUGAAACUAAUUUUUUUGUUAAGCCUAUUGAAUAUGUAAGAAAUAAUCAAAAGAAAACCAAUUUGCCAUUCACUAGCUUUGUGCAAUAUUAUCAGUAGAAUCAAACACUACUAGCACAUUGUGCUUGGCUUUAAGAAAGUUCUUUAACUCCAUUAUAUUCAAAAGAACAUAUUCAAUGCGUAUUUUAUUGUAAAUGACUGCAAAGUUACUAUGCCUAAAAUUGCUCAAUGUUAUAAACUAUUAAGCAACAAGUAUGUUUAAAAAAAAAGGUAAAAAACUAAACAAACAUUUCUGUCAAUACCUAAAAACAAAAAAAGUUUUAACUGUCUGCUUUUCGGUCUUUUUUUCUUUAGUGCAGCUUUUCUGCAAUGCAAGUUUAUUGCUGUGUACUUCAUGUUUUUUAUUAUCAUGACUCAGAAAUGUAAACCUGUACUCACCUUUCUGUACAUGCGAUGUAACAUCAUACUCACAAUUUUGGUGCUUUAAAAUUAUUCCUUUUUUCCUUUAUUAAAGGAUAUUUAUUUGACCACUG